AUGUCCAAGGCUGAGGAUGGCGAGCGAUUGACGUGGAAGGACAUGCCCAGUCCACUGAAGUUUGUCGCAGACGCUGGAGAGGUUCCCACGUUGUUGGAUAAGGCAGUUGUGGGUAUGGUCCCGGGCGAAAGCAAGCGGCUGUUAGCAUAUGGAGAGCCAGAGGAAGGAACGAAUGAAGUUUGGGACUUUUCCAAUGAAAAGACACCACCCUGCGAUAUGCCAGUGAUGCUCGAUAUCACACUUCUAAAGGCCCGCCUCGAGCAGAAUGCGGAUGGCGUUUCCGUGAAGACGUUAAGGCCUGGUGAUGGCCGUACGUUCCCACAAGUGGGCGACCGGAUCUCAGUGCAGUACACAGGGAGGCUGGCCAGUGGGAAGAAGUUUGACUCCACCUACGACCGACGAGGAGUGGCAUUCACCUUCCGUGUGGGCUUGGGGAAAGUGAUUCCUGGAUGGGACCUGGCUUUGAUGAAGCUUUCCCUCGGGGAGAAAGCGCUUCUGACCAUCCCAUCAGCCUUGGCGUAUGGACCGAAGGGAUACGGAAAACUGAUUCCUCCGAACUCCGAUUUGAUCUUUGAGGUCCACUUGGAAAAGGUGAGCCGAUACAGCUUUUAG
Durusdinium trenchii is the source of this 612-nucleotide messenger RNA. The record is from the annotation of a GenBank genome assembly. Lineage: Eukaryota; Dinophyceae; Suessiales; Symbiodiniaceae.